This is a messenger RNA of Gigantopelta aegis, 2770 nucleotides long. RefSeq names its product vesicle transport protein USE1-like. Bases 1 to 729 code for a protein of 242 amino acids. Gene Ontology annotation, molecular function: SNAP receptor activity. Gene Ontology annotation, cellular component: endoplasmic reticulum; SNARE complex. The record is from RefSeq and is a predicted model, not a curated record. Lineage: Eukaryota; Metazoa; Mollusca; Gastropoda; Neomphalida; Peltospiridae. Gene Ontology annotation, biological process: retrograde vesicle-mediated transport, Golgi to endoplasmic reticulum. The transcript is spliced from 6 exons.
AUGGCAGCCUCCAGACAAGAGAUAAAUUUUAACCGACUUUUAAAUCGCUGUGAAUCAAUGGCAUCUGACAAGCGUUUAAAAGAUUGGAGACUCGAAAAGUAUAUUGGAGCCCUGCAGCUUCAGCUAAAUCAGCUGAAAAAAUCUUCAAGCAAACCAUGCGAAGAGGUUUUGACUGGUUACGCUAAAAAGGUUGACUUGUUGAAGGGUCUAAUUGAGGCAGAGAAGCUGCCGACAGCCACAGAGAAGUCGUUAGCGACGGAACGCCUUCCCCCAGUGUCGACAAACGACAACCCGACACAGCAGUUACACAUGCAGACCAAGGUGUUGUACCAGCAGGAAAUGAGAAACGAGUUACUGGGUUUCACUCCCGAUGAUAGUGGAGACUUUGGUGUGCGUCACCGGCAGAAGGCGAAGGAUGAAGACAUUGACACAGUGUUACAGCAUCACCACCAGAUGCAGGAGAAACUGGCAGACGAGAUGCUGGCCCUGGCGCGAGGACUCAAGCAGAAUGUCGCCGACGCUGGCAGGAUAGUCAAGGAUGAUGUGAAGAAAAUCAGUGACAGCACUCGCCUGGCCGACACCAACACCGGCAAACUGAAGGUGGAGAGCGAGAGGCUGGAGGCUCACACCAAAACAUGCUCCUGGUGGAUCUGGAUUAUGCUCCUCGUUGUCGUGGCAACAUUCAUCUGGAUGAUCCUCUUCAUGAAGCUUUUUCCAAAGAAGUCAUAAACGAACAACUGGACAAGAGUGAAUGAGUAAUUUAUUAUCUGUUUGAUUGGUAUGCCAUUGUGAGCCAUGAUGGUUAAGAACUGGACAAAAGUAUAAUGACUCAUUUAUUCUUUGACAUUGAUAUGCCAUCAUGGUAAAGAACUUGGACGAAAGCAAAUGAGUUAUUUAUUCUUUGACAUUAACAUGCCACCAUGAGUCAUCAUGGUAAAGCACUUGGACGAAAGCAAAUGAGUUAUUUAUUCUUUGACAUUAACAUGCCACCAUGAGCCAUCAUGGUAAAGAAGUAGACGAAAGUAAAUUAGUUAUUUAUUCUUUGACAUUAACAUGCCACCAUGAGCCAUCAUGGUAAAGCACUUGGAUGAAAGCAAAUGAGUUAUUUAUUCUUUGACAUUAACAUGCCACCAUGAGCCAUCAUGGUAAAGCACUUGGAUGAAAGCAAAUGAGUUAUUUAUUCUUUGACAUUAACAUGCCACCAUGAGCCAUCAUGGUAAAGCACUUGGAUGAAAGCAAAUGAGUUAUUUAUUCUUUGACAUUAACAUGCCACCAUGAGCCAUCAUGGUAAAGAACUUGGAUGAAAGCAAAUGAGUUAUUUAUUCUUUGACAUUAACAUGCCACCAUGAGCCAUCAUGGUAAAGAACUUGGAUGAAAGCAAAUGAGUUAUUUAUUCUUUGACAUUAACAUGCCACCAUGAGUCAUCAUGGUAAAGAACUUUGAUGAAAGCAAAUGAGUUAUUUAUUCUUUGACAUUAAUAUGCCACCAUGAGUCGUCAUGGUAAAGAACUUUGAUGAAAGCAAAUGAGUUAUUUAUUCUUUGACAUUAACAUGCCACCAUGAGUCGUCAUGGUAAAGAACUUUGAUGAAAGCAAAUGAGUUAUUUAUUCUUUGACAUUAAUAUGCCACCAUGAGCCAUCACGUUAAAGAACUGGAUGAGAAAGGAUAAUUUAUUAUAUAUGACGCUGACCUGCUAUGUGGACCAUUAUAGUGAAGUAUUGGAAGAAUAAAGUGAAUGAGAUAAUUCAUUAUCCAUGACAUUAAAAUGCAACCAUAAGUCAUUGUGAAGAAGUGGACAAAAAAAUUAGUUUUAUCAUUAUUUGUGACAUUAACAUGCCACCAUAGGACAUCAUGGUAAAGAACUGGAGAAAAAUGAAGGAAUCAUUUAUUAUCUGUGACAUUGAUAUGCAACCAACCAUAAGGAAUUGUGAAAAACUGGAUGAAAAAACUAAUUUUCUGCCACCAUGGGUCAUCAUGGUAAAGAACUGGAAGAAACCUAAUGAACUAUUUAUUAUCUGUGACAUUGAUAUGGUGGGUAUAUUUCCUGAAAGCUUCCUUCUGAGAUGGUAUAGAAAAGCAGGUAGGUAGUAUGAGUUGACUACGUUUCACAUGAUGUAAUAUUUUUAAAAAAAGAGAAAACAUUUGAUUGGCUGAACUGAUGGACUGGUUACUGUCAUUUAUUACUGAUGAAGUGUGGCACUAUCACCAACAUAUGUAGUUGGGGUUUUUUGGUCUUUAUUUGAGAUCCAAACGUGAUCAUUUCUCCCAGACGCAGGGCUCGAAAUUGCAGUCUGCGAAAAGCAGUUAAUUUUUUAGGCCAGCCAGGUGAAGUAGAAAUUCACUAGGGAACAUUUUGUUUUCAAAAUAGUGAUUAGCAAUAUUGCUAGUCAAUUGAAAAUUAAUUGGCAACUACUGUUUUUUUUAAAUAGUGUAGCGAUCUCUGAAACUUGACACAAUACUGAACAAAACGUUCCCUGUUCACCUGCUAAAACGAGCAAAAAAUUGCUGGUCAUUUUUCAAGAGAGGUCAUGUGCGUACAUGAACAACCGUCUCAUUUUGUUAUUGAGCUUGCGAUUCUCUUAAAUAUUUUAAUUCCAUAAUGUUCUAGAAUGCAUCUCGGAGGUCCUAAUCUUUCACACAUCAUCCCAAAUCAUCCCCUCAAUCCAUGCUGUUUUUCAGAAGGACAUGUUCAUGUUUAUUAGCAGGACACAUUUCAUUUGACCUAUUUAAAAAUUGUUUUUAUAUAUAACAGCCAGUCAUAUUUUACUUCC